Molecule: messenger RNA, 1085 nt
Organism: Hibiscus syriacus
Lineage: Eukaryota; Viridiplantae; Streptophyta; Magnoliopsida; Malvales; Malvaceae
Exons: 3
Coding region: 346-918 (190 amino acids)
Source: RefSeq, a predicted model, not a curated record
ACAAGAAACCGGUGAGAAGAUCGAAGAAACUCAGGAUGUAAUUGAUGACGAAAUGGUUGGGGAUUUUGAACAACUGCAAACUGAUGAAGAGAUUGAAUUCUUACAAGUUGAUCAACAGGCAAGUCUUUUGUCUCAAGGAACAGAAUCAUCAGAGGAAAUAAGGGAGGUUCCAAUGGAGGCAGAUGAAGAUAAUCACAAGGAAAACAGUGAUGCUGACAUGGUUCAAGUCCUAAUCAUGCGAAUCAGAAGUGCAGUCAGUAUGCUAGAGAAGUGGGGAAAUCCCUUGCUCUCAAAUUUCAACAAGUGGAUCCACUGAAAGGGCACAACCAGCAAAUAGGAACUGAAAUGUUUCUCAAACUUGUAUUUGGCGUUUUAGCAUUUGCAGCCAUUGUUGCAUCUUUUGUACUCGGCUCUAACAUUAGCAGAAAGGGAAUGGAAUCAAAUCAAUCUUCUCUUGUGGAUAAGCUUUCGGCAGAACCAGUCGUGAAGGAGAAGCCAAGUUUACCGCUUCCUGUUGAAAGAGAUGAGCCAAAAAGGCUAGUCAUUUCCAACACCUUGCCAUUGACUCUUGCUGUGGAGAGUCCGGCCCCUUCAGUUGAGUUGCUGGCUGAGUUCGAGAUCAGCGGAAUAACUAGAUCACUUAAGAGUUCUGCUAUAAAAAGCAGAAUGAAAGAUGGAGUGAGCAGCUAUUCUCAUUUUUCAGGAAAGGAUUUGACCAGCAAGGAUCAACAAGGAUCCUCAGAGUUCUCCGCAGUGAACUCCAAUUCAUCUGAAAGAUCGACACCGACUACCAAGAAGAAAAAUUUAGGGAAAGAGUUGGGGAGCAAUGACAUGGUAUUUGGGAGGAACGAUGAGGUGAUAACUCCGCUGAGGCGAUCAGCCAGGAUCCGAAAUCGUGCAGAUGUUGUACCUCCAUGAAGAGGCAUUGAAGAGUAGAAAUUAGAAAAUUUUGGGCAUUAUCCGAAACAGCUUCUCUGUUGUUUCAUGAUCCAGAAAACUAAUGUAGAAUUAGAAUUGUCUGUCUUGGCUGACUUAUUGUGUUCUGUUCUAAUCUAGUCGGAAAUUAUCAUUGUAAGACGAAAUUG